CUGCCCUCAUUGAGCGAAACGAGGAGGAAGAAGAUGGGGGAAGCUGCGGUCCACGUGAAGACGAUGGUGAUGACAAGUAUAUGGACGUUGGGGAUGAGAAUAUGCAGGACCAAAACAUGCUUGGCGAUGACGACGUCGGUGUCACGUCGGAGCAUGGCCCUGGCGACAUCCCCACCGGUUCUGUGGGAGCGGCUGUUGGUCGGCCCUUAUCGUCCCCUGCGAUCAAGCAUUCGCAAGGCGGGAGUCAGGGUGGGCAUGACUCGCAGGAGGACGAAGGAUCAAAGUCGAGGAAAAGGACAAGAGAAACUUCUCCUUCUGCUUCCGCUCACAAGAGACAAGCGAGGACUGACGCUGUUAAUGAGGCUCGUGGAGCUCUGGUGGCAUCCCAGGAGGCGAGACCUCCUCGAAAGAACAGCCAGGGGGGAGAUCUGGCGGUCGUGGCGGCGACCGUGGUGGCGCAAGAAAAGAGUUCCAUCACCACGGAACCAGGGGUGUGGGAUAGGCCUGACCUCGUGCUUGCGCCGAUUGACCGCAACGACAUCGUUGGCGGGCAGGGUAGGCGGAUAACACCGACCGAAUUCUUCGAAAGAGACUCCUCGGAGUCCGAUUGGUAUGCUAUCUGUGGUCAGCAUACGGUCGAGGCCAUGAAGACAUUGGUAAAAAAGGGCUCUCCGGCAGUCGACGUCUAUGGCCUUCGCGCGUACUCUAAGGUGCGGGUCGUCUAUUUUGGAGAUGAGCAGACGCGAGGGUAUUUCAAUGUUUCCGCCUUCGACAACACACGCGAAAAUCGGGCCAUGAUGUUGUCCUUCGAGGAUGCUGUCCGUGAUAUGAGGCAAUGGUGGAUCGAUAACCAUCGAAUCGAGGCCCCGAAAGGCAAGGUCAGCGAUAAGGAUGAGGUCGCCGUUGCGUACCAAAAGAAGUGGCAGAAUUUCUUAAGGGUCUCCAUGGGGAAGGCAUGCGACAAGGCGUUCGUGAAGCAAGCGCUCGAGAAUGAGUACAAUAAGGAUUGGAGCAAUAAACUCCGUGGCUACAUGAACCUCGCCACAUCCACCGAGGCUGUGUGGCCACUGGUCGAGAAGUUCUUCGAGAUGUUCAACGAGGGGAAGCUGCCAGUUGGCGAUGGUAAAAUACCGCUUGACAUGCCGGGUAGGAUGGAGGGGCGCCAGCCAGGCCCGUACACCGAUGAGACGAAGGGGCAAAGAACAUUAUACCAUUGCAUAUACGCGAGAGAUGGUCCCAAAGGCUCCACCGUGUCCUGGAAGGAUCUCUGUCCUUCCUACUUCAAAAAUUUUGGGGAUUUGACGUGCCGCGAGAGGGAAGUUGCACUGCUCCUCCUCAUGAAAGGUAAGGUGGUCGCGACGAACGUCAAGGCCAUGCCUCCGAGAGUGAAUAUGGAGUGCCUCCUCGACAUCAUGCGCAAGGAACGGUACAUGGUCCGUAUAUUUAACUACGUUGUUUUUCGCGCCGAGGGAAGGGUGGACGAUGAGUGGAAUGAUGCCUUCUUCAUGUCAUACAAGGACCUCGAGAACAGAUAUGGGCCGAACGGUCUGUGUGCAGCUGAAUGGGAGAAGGAACGGGACAAGCUGCAUGUCAGCAAAGUGAAGACGGUCCCUCGACGACUUGGAGGGGUGGAGGAGGUAAGGCAAGGAUUAGGCUUGGGCCCUACGGCGACAAUGUAUAAGGAGGCUCCGUUCCACUUUAAGGUGGAGGGAAACUCAGAAAGGUCACGGUCGCACCCCGCCUUGUUCGGGAAGUGUCUGGGGAAACACGUUGGCAUAGAGGGCGAUGAAAGUGUGGUGUAUUCCAUCUGGGAGCGAGAGCCUGGCAAGUUGCGUUCGUUGUGCGGGUCAUUCGUCGAGGAGGCGGAAGGUGUGCUUUUAUUGGGUAGGGCGCAUGCGGGUCUUGUGUGGGAAUUCUUACAAGCAGGAAAUAAUGUCAUUGCCUGUGACGAGUCGGCAAAGGACAUUGCAUACUUGACAAAGUUCAUUGAUAUACUUGUCAAGGACGACAGAUUCAACUGCCACGUCGAGAAACCGUGUUGCAAACAUCGCCCGAACAGGGACAUGUUCCACAAGUUGGGGCCUAAGAGACUGAAGGUGUGGGAGUACCUGUUCCGCGAUAUGCCACAAGGAUGGCUUGACGGGAAAUAUAUAUACAGGAAAGCAAAGGCAACAGAGACCCUCAAACAUUAUCACGGUGCUCUCACUCGCGUCUUUGAGACUUUUGUUGCUCGAUGCGAGAUCCUCAAGUUYAAUCUUCACAAAGACCAAUUGACGUCCAAGGACUACGCGGAGCUCGCGAAAUUGGGCGAUGGUUUUAACCCCGUCGACAACAAGGAAGAUUCUUCGGACUCUUACCUCGAACUGGGCGAGGACACAUGUGCUGAGGUUCCGCGCGGAGGAAUGGUGCAAGCUCAUGAUGACGGAACUGUCCAUUCGCACGAAGGGUCCAUCCCGGUGGCCGCCCCAAGCGUCACCUCAAUGGUGGCCUUGUCAGAGACUGCUGCAUUGCAAGACAAUGAAAGAUGCGGUGGCAAUGAAGAAGACGACAUUGAGAUACCAGGCGAGGCGUCGACGCUCGCACCAGGCGAUGCAAUUCCUCCAGGCUACUGUGCUGACCCGAAUACGAUUUAUUUCUUGGAGGGCAAACACACCCGCACAUGCGAGGAUCAAUGGGGCCAUGACAUCAUAUGGCAUGAGGGCGUUUUACAGCCGUGCAUCCAAGAUGGGGAGUGGAAGAUGGCGGUGAAAUACACAAGCGGUUGGAAGACUUUUCGCUGGAUGUCAAAGAACAUCUGGUUAAAAACGAUGGAGCUCACGAUCCUACAUCGCGUGCGCGUCGAGAAUCCAGGGCAGAGCGAGGCCGCCAUCAAAGCCAAGGCCGAAGAAUUGUUUCAUGUCUUGUGCGACAAUCGACAACUGGAGUACAACAACAAAUUUUAUGCCCUGCGCUCGAGUCCCUCACGCGGGUCAAUCAACUGGAAGGUUGAUAAAACCGCCAGAACCUUGGAGGGGAGCUGCUCUCAUGAUUUCAUGCCUUCGGCUGAGCCGGCCUCCAUGGCCGUGCAAGCAGGGUACAGGGGAGAUGACGGGACUACUGUUGUCCGGCCUCAAGAGGUUGACAUGACGUCAAUGCAGCAAAUAUCGGAAAAAUCCAUCUCGGCCGCCUCGGCACAAUCGUCCCCGCCCAUCGAGGUGUCAACGACGUUGCCGUCGGAUGCAGGUGCCACGUACGGGAGUUUAUUGAUAACAAAUGCUGCAAUGCAAGGGAGAUCCGAGAUCGAGUCAGAAUCUGAUGUUGGGCCGAGCGUGGCGGAGAAUCAGUUGCAACCGUCUUUAUGCACUGGCAAAGGUGAUGCACAAUCACCGCUUACACCACAGGGAGGGGCCAGUGGGGAUGGCGGGAAGGGAGGGGAUGUGGAGGGAAUGCACCGUUCACGCAACCUCGACACCUUAACCGCUAAUAUUGAUUAAAAGGGUGAGGAUGAGUUAGGCGGGAGGGGUGCAAUUGGAGGGGGAGAAUCCAGUGAUAUAAUUACAACUUCAUCUCUGCCUUGUUGAACGAAAUUGUGUAAUUGACUUGGUUCGUUGUUUUGUUUAAAACAAAAUUCGUAUUAGUCU
This is a messenger RNA of Chara braunii, 3620 nucleotides long. Lineage: Eukaryota; Viridiplantae; Streptophyta; Charophyceae; Charales; Characeae. The record is from the annotation of a GenBank genome assembly.